UGCUAAGACGGCACAUUCUAUCCUACCGGUAUUGGCAUGCCUAGUGUCUCCGGAACCUCGGACUUCCAUGUCAUGAGCAAGUCGACGGAUCCAUGACCUGAUCUGGCAAGUGGCAGAGUCAGAAGGUCGCGUCGUGAUAGUGGUGGCACCGUGAAUAAAUUAGCAUGAAUGUCGGGUUGUGAAGGCCUGAGUAGUUUCAAGCCUCCUACGCAAGUUGAGCAUCGGAUUGACCUUCUUGUGCAGAAUUCUUCGACUUACUGGUUUCCCUGUCCGUCAUGCAUCUUUCCUAUUUGCUUGUCCAAGGGCUCUUGGCUGUUUCUGCGGGAGCAUCUCGACACCGAAGAGUCCGCCGACAGAAAGGGCCAACUGAUCCAGGUAUUCCUUCAGACUGCACCUACUGGGAGACAGUGGAGGCCGACGGUCAGGAUUGCACUUACCUUGAGGAUCUCUGGGAGUUGGAGCACGCUACAUUUGUUGAAUAUAACCCUAGUGUCAAGGAUGACUGUAGUGGUAUUCAACUCGGACACUCGUACUGCGUUGAAGUCAACAAUGGGUUCCCUCGUGACGAUGAUCCUCCCAAGGUGACAGGCACUAGGGGUACCGGGCCCGAGCCUACACAAGCUACCAAGCCCAGUCCUACCCAGGACGGACUCAUUGACACUUGCACAUCGUUUUACGAAGCCAAAAAGGGAGAUACUUGCAACAAGAUCAUUGCUCAGUACAAGACCUUUGACUUUGAUGACUUCUUCAAGUGGAACCCGGCAGUCGACAAAGACUGUAGCGGCAUCUGGGCCAAUACUUGGUACUGCGUCGGUGUUCCUGGAACGCCUACGAGCCCGCCAACCAAGACAAUUGUGACUACAACCAAGCCAACUGGAACACCAAAGCCCAGUCAAACCCAAGAAGGGCUUAUUGAGAGCUGCACGGCCUUCCAUAUGGCUGAGAAGGGCGACACCUGUGCUAGGAUUGUGUCAAAGUUUGGCACCUUCGACUUCGACACUUUCUACAAGUGGAAUCCGGCAGUGGGCAAAGACUGUAGUGGCAUUUGGGCAAGUUACUACUAUUGUGUUGGUGUUCCGGGUACCGCUACCGUCAAGCCCUCCGCUACUACACCGAAGCCGACGGCGACUGGAGGAAUUGAGACUCCAUCUCCCAUUCAAGAAGGUUUGGUCAAGAACUGCAACAAGUUUCAUCAGAUCACUUCGACCACCACUUGCUCCUCCAUUGAGUCGUACUAUAAGCUACCGCUCGCCCAGUUCCUUGCUUGGAACCCCGCUGUUGGAAAGGACUGCACUUCUCUCUGGAAAGGCUACUGGGUCUGUAUUAAUGUUGAAGGCUACAGGCCAACCACUACAACAACCGCCAAGCCCACUACCACCAAGCCUGCGAAUGGCAUUACAACGCCUUCACCAAUUCAAGACGGCAUGGUCAAGAACUGCGAGAAGUUCCACCAGAUCAAGUCCACUACUACCUGCACCUCCAUCGAGAACUACUACAACCUGCCGCUCUCGACCUUCCUCUCAUGGAACCCUGCUGUUGGAAAGGACUGCACUUCGCUUCUUGUCAACUACUGGGUAUGCGUUGCAACUGUCGGCUGGAAGCCACCUACGAAGACGACUACGAAGGCCGCCACAACAACCAAGGGCUCCUCCAACGGGAUCAAGACACCUCCUCCUGUGCAGCCGGGCAUGGUAAGCAACUGUAACAAGUUUCAUAUGGUUCAGAAGACCACGACCUGCGAUUCUAUCCAAAACUACUAUAAGAUUUCUUUGGCGGACUUUGUUAAGUGGAAUCCUGCAGUUGGGUCGAAAUGCACUGGUCUAUGGGCAGACUACAAUGUCUGCGUCGGGGUUAUUGGAGGUACUCCUACCAAGCCAGACAACGGGGUUAAGACGCCCUCGCCGAUUCAGCCUGGGAUGGUAAGCAACUGUAAGAAAUUCCAUCAGGUGGCGUCCACAACGACAUGCGACUCGAUUCAGAAGUAUUACAAGAUCACUAUGGCUCAGUUGGCGAAGUGGAAUCCGGCAGUCGGCACUAAAUGCACCGCGCUUUGGGCUAAAUAUUGGGUUUGUGUUGGUGUGUAGAUAGAAAGACAUGGAUCACUAGACGACAAACUCAAUUUCACGUACCUUUCCCACCGUAUUAGCGGUUCAUCUCGAGUCCUAUUCGUAUCAAGAUGAACGCCUAGUUAAAACAAUCGCAGGUACGUGGUUCAGUUAGUUAUGGACAUAAUGAUUUGCAAGGAAAUAACAUUGAAUCUUCAUCUAUCAUAAGCUCAUGGUCAAACCUGAACCGAGGCCUAACGGAUACACUCAAUGGAUCAGCCACCUGAGCCUCAGAGCAAUCACGCAAGGGAGGCAUAGACAUGUCUCCAAUCCAGAGGUAGGUUUCCAAGUCCUUCUCUGGGCUUUCAAACCCCAGAGAAUAAUACUUGUUGGUGUCCAUCAGCUGUGAAAGCAGCAGUGCUUCCCAUAGCUCAAGCAAGCGGCCUGUUUGCAGCCUGACCCAACCCCAGCCACCGUGUUCAAUACGACCUUCCCAAUCAUAGCCAAGUGCCUUGACUACAAAGUUUUGCCGCGCGAUACCCUCAAGUACUGCCUUAUCGGCGACCAGUACAAAACAGAAUGAUACGCCUGCCACCCUCUUCUCUGCUUCGGGGUCUUCUUGUUGACAAACCUCCCGUAGACCCUUAAUAUCGAGGUCUUUCAACAGUAACGGAUCCUCUCUGGGAACCAGUCGAAAUAGGCUCUUGAGAGUCUCCAGUGACGCCACAUACUUGGCUUUAUCUUUAUAAGGGCCCAUAUAGCAAUUUCUGUCCAUC
Messenger RNA from Fusarium verticillioides 7600, 2821 nucleotides. RefSeq lists its product as hypothetical. NCBI's taxonomy places the organism in Eukaryota, Fungi, Ascomycota, Sordariomycetes, Hypocreales, Nectriaceae. The transcript has 2 exons. The record is from RefSeq and is a predicted model, not a curated record. Bases 276 to 2084 code for a protein of 602 amino acids.